CUACCAGACCCUCGAUCAUGAUAUUGCAAGCAGGGCACCAGAUAUGACAGACUUUGACUUGUCUUUCAUCCCGGCGCUUUACAAACCAUCGGCUCUAUUGCCUAUUGCGAGACAUAAAGCCAGCCUACUCUACACGGUCGAGACCCACCAAGUUACUGUGAUCAUCGGACAGACAGGUAGUGGAAAGACUACUCAGUUGCCUCAGUUUCUCGAGCAGUCAGGAUGGUGCGCCGACGGGAAAUGUAUUGCAGUCACUCAGCCCCGUAGAGUUGCCGUUACCACCGUAGCGACUCGAGUUGCAGAGGAGAUGAGAUGCCAGGUCGGCGAGGAAGUCGGGUAUUCUAUACGUUUCGAGGAUGUCACCUCGUCACGGACGAAGAUCAAAUUCCUCACCGACGGCAUGCUACUCAGAGAAGCUCUCGUCGAUCCUCUGUUGACAAGGUAUUCUGUCAUCAUGGUAGACGAAGCCCAUGAAAGAUCUUUGAGCUCGGAUAUUCUACUCGGGUUGUUGAAGAAGAUCAAGAAGCGACGGCCAGAACUACGAAUCAUCGUCAGCAGUGCCACGCUCGAAGCCGAACGGUUUUUUGAGUUCUUCAAGCAUGAAGGCGAAUCCGACAACCAAGGUCGAAUCGUCAGCAUUGAAGGUCGUACGUACCCGGUCGACAUUCUCUAUCUAGACCAACCGACGGAUGACUAUGUGGAGAAGGCGGUCCAAACAGCCUUCACAAUACAUCAGCAAGAAGGUCCUGGCGACAUCCUCGUCUUCCUUACCGGCAGAGAAGAAAUUGAAACUGCCAUGCAGAAAUUAUCUGAACUUGCAGCGACCCUGCAUCCUAAAGCACAAGCUCUCCAGCCAUUACCGUUAUAUGCCGGCCUCAGCACAGAUGAUCAGAUGUACGUUUUCUCGGAGGCAGCGGAAAAUACCCGCAAAGUCAUCCUCAGCACCAACAUCGCAGAAGCCUCUGUGACCGUCUCUGGCGUAGUGUACGUUGUGGACUGUGGCUUCGUCAAACUCCGAUCCUUCAACCCUACCACGAAUAUUGACACUCUGACACCAUUCUCAUUAUCAAAAGCUUCGGCCAUCCAACGGGCGGGACGUGCAGGAAGAACUCAACCCGGAAAAUGCUUUCGACUGUACACCCAACAGUCUUACGAGGCGCUUCCCGCCACAACCCCUCCGGAAAUCCAGCGUUCGAAUCUCGCCCCGAUGGUGCUACAGCUCAAGGCUCUGGGCAUUGACAACAUAGUCCGGUUCGAUUUUAUAUCUCCACCGCCGUCACAACUUCUGGUUCGCGCGUUCGAUCUGCUCUACUCCCUCGGCGCGGUCGACGACUACGCCAAGCUCACUUCACCCCUGGGCACGCGCAUGGCGGAACUGGCCAUCCCGCCCAUGAUGGCCAAGUCACUUCUCGCGUCCUCCGACUUUCGGUUCAACUGCCAGAGCGAAAUGCUGACGAUAGCAGCCAUGACUUCCCUGCAGGGAAACGUGUGGUUCCACCACAGCGGCGAAAAGAAAGCCAUGGACCUCUCGCGCCGCAAAUUCGCGGCCGAAGAAGGGGACCACCUCACGCUGUUGAACGUCUACCAGGCCUUCGUCACCAAGGGAAAGAAAGAAGCUCGUUGGUGUCACGACCACCACGUCAAUUUCAAAUCCAUGCAGCGCGCCGUGAGCAUCCGGAACCAGCUGAGACGUUAUCUGGAGCGCCUGGGCGUGAAACUUCAGGAGAGCUCUUCUACGACCGCCGCCAGCCAGCCUCACCUAUCAACUACCGCCGCCCAGCCAAGCCGACAAGCCGACAAGCCAACGGCAAUCGUCAAGUGUUUGGUGGCAGGGUUCUUCGCCAACGCCGCAAAGAUGCAGCCGGACGGCAGUUUCAGGUCCGUCUCGGGCAAUGUCACCAUGCACGCACACCCGACGAGUCUGAUGUUCAAUCGAAAGGCGGAAUACGUCAUCUUUCAUGACCUCCUCGAGACCGGCGACAAGGUAUACAUUAAGGACAUAAGCAAAGUAGAGAAACAGUGGUUGGUUGACUAUUCGGGAGGAUACUAUAAUAUCAAGUAGGUGUGGUCGACCUUAAGAAUCUGUACAAAUGCAAACUGGUGUACAACAUCCACAUUGCUCAGGACGCACUUUUCCACUCUACCGUUUCUUUG
Molecule: messenger RNA, 2154 nt
Organism: Exophiala oligosperma
Lineage: Eukaryota; Fungi; Ascomycota; Eurotiomycetes; Chaetothyriales; Herpotrichiellaceae
Exons: 2
Coding region: 44-2062 (672 amino acids)
Cellular component (GO): intracellular anatomical structure; catalytic step 2 spliceosome
Molecular function (GO): ATP binding; RNA binding
Source: RefSeq, a predicted model, not a curated record